This is a messenger RNA of Tetranychus urticae (two-spotted spider mite), 1514 nucleotides long. It is a transcript of the gene Ak6, whose product is annotated as adenylate kinase isoenzyme 6. Lineage: Eukaryota; Metazoa; Arthropoda; Arachnida; Trombidiformes; Tetranychidae. Gene Ontology annotation, molecular function: ATP hydrolysis activity; AMP kinase activity; ATP binding. The record is from RefSeq and is a predicted model, not a curated record. Gene Ontology annotation, cellular component: cytoplasm; nucleus.
UUACAGUGCACAAGCUACUGGCUCACCUGUCACAAAUACCUUUAAAAAAUAAAAAUACAUUCAUGGGAAAAAUUGUGUCUGUAGUUUGUUUUAUAUUGGAAAAAAGUUGCUCUUUUGUGUGGGAUCUUUAUCUUUUGUUUUAAUUUAUUUUUGUUAUUAAUUCUUUUCAUAAUAUUUUUGUUUAUUAGUGUAAUGGCAAAUAUGCGACGAUAUGCAAAUAUUUUGAUCACCGGAACUCCUGGUACCGGUAAGACAUCAAUAUGUGAGAAGCUUUUGAGUUCCCUCCAUAAUUACCAAUACAUCAAUGUUGGUGAGUUUGCUGCUGAAAGGCAACUUUACAUUGAAUAUGACCAUCAACUAGAAUGCCAUGUGCUGGAUGAAGAUGCUGUAGUUGAACAAAUGAGGCCUAUCAUGGAGGAUGACCAAGGUGGUAUCAUUGUUGACUUUCAUGGUUGUGACCUAUUCCCUGAAGAAUGGUUUGAUCAAGUUUUUGUCUUAAGAACAUCAAAUACACCUUUAUUUGAUCGUCUCUCUGAUCGCGGUUAUUCACAGAAAAAAUUGGACACCAAUGUGGAAAGCGAAAUAUUCCAGGUUAUUCUGGAUGAGGCUAAACAAACUUUUGAUGAAGACAUUAUUGUUGAGCUGAACAAUGAUGAACCCGCUGAUCUGGAUGCAAAUGUGAACCAUAUAUUGGAUUAUAUAGAAUGUCGGAAUAACCGACACUAUGAUGGAUUAAGAUGAAUUAUGGGAUAAAGCAAUUCCUGCUUUUAAUCGCAAUAUAUUAAGAGAUUGAAGUAAUGGUAAAAAAGGGGUUUGAUAACUUUUUUAUAUAUAUAAAAUUUGACACUUUAAACUAAAUUACAAAGCAAUGAAUGACAUUAUUAUGUGCAAGUAAGACUAUUAUGAAACAAGAUAUCUUUUUAUACCAUUUUUUAUCAUAUACAUUAAUCUCAUUAAGCAAUUCACAGAUUAACUCGAAUCCAUUGGAACUUCUCCAGUCUCCUCUUCCUCCAGUUUCACCUUUACCUCUUCGCUUCCCUCCUCUUCAUCACUCGGCAUCUCAGCUGCCUCCUGUUUAGGAUCUCCUGGAAGAUACUCUUGAACCAAGUUCAGAAUCAAAUUGAGAGCCUCCUCACUGAAUCGUUCCUCAUUCUCCUCAAUCAACAGCUGAAGUUCUACCAAAGUAGCUGGUCGGUUGUUGAUUAGUUGUAAUUUUUCGGCUUUAGUAAGUCGAAUCCCUUUUGCUUUAAGAGCAAGUAAAAAUGCCCGUAUCGUCUCCUCACUUUGAUAAACACAGUUAGUCUCUUCCAAGUAUUUAAUCGCUUCGUACGUCACCGUGGCCAGAUUUUUUUGAUCCUUAAGCCUUUUGCUAUCCUUAACAUUCUUCAGUAUGUUCCAAACCUCGUAAUUAGAACACAAAAUGGUUGGUUUCUUUAUUAUUUCCAUAUUUAUGUACCGUCAAAAUCUCCUCUAUUAUCCUAUUAAUUAAUGUUAAACCUAAAUAAAAAAAAGUU